AUGGUCCGCGAUGAUAUGGUUGAGUUGAGGGUAUCAAUCGUUCAUCAGACGGACUUCAAAACUACAAUUCUAAAUGGAAAUUCAGAAGAAGUUAUCUUCAUGCAGUCGCCAAACGAUGACGAGGAAAAGCCUCUACGGCUCGAAACAAGCGGCAAGCGAGAACUCACCCUCAUCCUGUACGUGGAAGACAUCCUGACUGCCGGAGAAGAAGUUUCAGAGGUUAUUUGGAUCAAGACCAAGCUAUUACAAAUGAAGGAUCUCCUGGAAGUCAAGACUUUCUUAGAGAUGACUAUCAAGCGAGACAUCCCGAAUAGCGUCAUCGAGAUUUUGCAAUCAGGAUAUGUCGGAAAGGCUCUGCUAAAGUUGCACUCCCAUGGAGAUGAUUAUGAUGCCUCGAUGAUGACGAUGAUGAUGCUUUUGGAACAGACCAUCAUGAUGCACUUCUUCUUCCUCGCGGCGUUCUUCUGGCUCAACACCAUGUGCUUCAACAUCUGGUGGACUUUCCGAGAUUUACGUCCGACGUCGCUGGAAAAGAGUCAGGAAAUAUGCCGGCUGCGGAUCUACGAGGUGUACGCUUGGGGAGUUCCGCUGGUGAUUGCGGGGGUGGCCGCCAUUCUGGACAAUCUGGCCGAUACCGUGUACCUGAGACCGCGCUUCGGGGAACGGACCUGUUGGUUCUAUGGUGAUAUGGAAAUUCUGACGUAUUUCUACGGUCCGGUUGGAAUCCUGCUCUGCAUCAAUCUGCUGCUGUUCGCAUCAACUGCCCGGCAACUGACCUGUGGCCUCUGGAAACGAGACGAUGUCAAGUCGACCACGGAACGUGCUGCGCUCGGGCGUGUCUGCAUGAAGCUGGUCGUCGUGAUGGGCGUGACCUGGGUGGCCGAUGUCGCUUCGUGGGUCUUCGGGGGGCCCGACUAUAUCUGGCUGGUGACCGAUCUCAUCAACGCCCUGCAGGGCGUUUUCAUCUUCAUCGUCGUCGGCUGUCAACCACAGGUCUGGUCCGCCAUGAAGCGCCUGUGGAACUCGAAAACGGGCCGCUCCUUCACCAACACCACCCACGGCCCUCAACAUUCGAGCUCCUCCCACGGACUUCCGUCGAUGGGCGAAUCCAUCACCAACAACACCUGCACAAACAACACCACCACAACCACAAACAGCCAAACAACGACGACGCGGGUUCCCAUGGAAACGGUUUGCUAAGAACGUUAGUUUUUUUCCGAUUUUUUUGGACAACCCUAGAACUGCUUUGGAGCUGUUACGAAAAUGAGUCUUUUUUUAUCAUCAACGAUUUAACAGCGCAUUUACAAACAGCAAAACUGCCAAUCGCAAAGAGAGAGAGGGAGAGAACAAACAAACAAAUAAAAACAUCUCGAAGUGCAGGAAUCUCUCUCGAUUCUUAGUGUUUAAGAAAUUUUUGAAAGUUAGAUUCCCAACGACAAAGUUUGUUGUUUGAAGUGAAGAGAUAAAAAUGAGAAAAAGAAGUUUGGAAAUGAACGAGUCAAAUUAUAUGGAGGAUUUUUUUUUACUUAUCAGUUGAUGUUUUCCUUCCUGCUUUUUACUUUUUUUUUAACAAAUCCGUGUAAAUAUCUGUUCCGUUGUAGAUGUUCAUUCUGAUUUUCUUUUGAGAAACUUCACUAAGUGUAAAUUUAUGUACAGGUUAAACACCAAAUUCAUACAACUUUUUUUAGAGGGCCCAAAAAGUGAUUCGAUCAAAAUUUUACGAGAAUGGUUGAUCUUCUCUUGUUAUGAUUCGAAUUUUUAGUUUACAAACAUUAUUGCUUUAAUUAGUCAAACACGUUACGGCCAAUCAAAGUCGGCUUUGCUUUUCGUUCGAAUGAAAACAAACAAACAAACAAACCUAACCUUUGGCAGAGCUGCCUGCUACGAUUACUUAAAUUAUAAACAAUUUAUUUUGCUUUCGUUUAUUUUUUUUUUUGUUUUUUUUUGCUGUCUGUAAAUAUUGUAGUUUUUUUUAUUGAGUCUCGCAUCGUCCGAGAUUUUUGUAUUUUGGUAAUAAUGUAUUGCUAGAGUUUAAGAUUAUAUCUGCAGCAGCAUUGGAGCCGAAAUGAGAUGUAUUCGAUCAUCCUGCAAGUUGUUAGAGGAAAAUCUUAGAAAUUUAAAAACGAGAUUUUUGUAUACAUUGUAUAACACUUUUUGACCCUAGUUCGUAACAAGAAAAACCAAAAUUAUUCAAGUAAGCGACGAGAACGUAUAAGUAUAUAUUGACGUGUUUUGGAAACAUAUUUUAAUCGUGAAAAAUUCAGUGGUUACUUCCGUUUUUUAGAUGUUUUUUUAGGGAAAUAUCUAACAAAAUCGUCCAACUAUCUCUUACUGAAAACCCUCAAAGAAGGCGUAAGGUUAUUCGAUAUACCCACCGUUCAAUAACGUUAACAUCAAUCAAUAAAAGUUUAUCAAAAGUAUAUCUCAUUAAAAUAGAAUCACUUAAUCGCAAUAUCGUUCAAUGUUCAAUCUGUAGCAAUAGCAACUUCUUGAAAAAAACUGUAACAGAACACCAUUUUUUGAAAGUUUAAACUUACACUAGUCUAUACACUGAAGUAAAAACGACAGUUAAUCUUCCCGAUCAGUAUCCAAGCAAUGGAAGUAGCUAAACAAUUCACCUUACCCUCGAACAUCUUUCUUCAUCAUUAGAAGUGUCAUUCGUCACCAUUAAUCAUAACGACGCCUAGCGGAUAAAAAAAAAGCUAGCAACAAUAACAUUAUAGCACAACAAUCAAAGUAGGCACACAUCUCGGAAGUGAUUAACAAAAUUUACACUCAAACAGAUCACGCUGUAGGAAUUUUUGCUAAACCAUAUUUAGUAGGCGACGACGAGUAGGCUAAGGCAAUGUAUAAACCGACGACAUUAUUUUGAUUAGAGACGUUCUAAAAAAAAAAAAGAAGUAAACAAAUGUCAAACAGUAUUCGAUAGCGUAUUGCUACUUUUAACCUUAUUAACAUUGUAAGUAGCAAAAAGAGGUAUUUAACAAAAAAAAAAAAGAAAGAUGUAACCAAUUCAGACGCGCUAAUUAACCAAUAGCUAAUCCGAUUGAGAUCGGUAAUUAGAGAGAUGUAGGAAAUUUAAUGCCUAAUAUGAUGAUGUAUACAAACAAACAUACAAACAAAAAAACCGCGCUAUGACUAACUAAGAAAGUGACAACCAAAAUGCUGCUAGGAUUGAGGAGAUCCCAUUAUUGAAGUAACUAAUACGUAGAAAAAACAACAACAGUAAGAAACCUUCCCAACAAUUUACACCCCCCAAUCACUUGAACCCGUCCCUUUAAGAAUUCAUUCAAACAUAAACUUACAAAUCAACUCAUAAAUAUACAGAAAACAAUCACACAGUAUAAACAUAGAGAGAAAAAAAAACCAAACCCCCAAAACUCGUCAAACGGAAUGUGUAUGUAACGAACAAUUUUGUCGUCAGUAGCAAUUUAAGCAGCAAAUAAAAGAGCCAAUAGCAGAAGCAAACAAGCAAGCAAGCACCCGCAAUGAUGAUAAUAAAUUAUGAAAUACAACAAUAAUAAUGCUAAUCUUAACACUUCUCGGAAGCAUACAUGAAUGCUAUAGCAAAACGUGAUCCCAAAAUAUAAGAAAACAAAAUAAAUAAAAGCGAAAAGUAAACCUUCAAAUGUGAAA
This is a messenger RNA of Uranotaenia lowii, 3636 nucleotides long. Its product is annotated as probable G-protein coupled receptor Mth-like 1. Gene Ontology annotation, molecular function: G protein-coupled receptor activity. Gene Ontology annotation, cellular component: membrane. Lineage: Eukaryota; Metazoa; Arthropoda; Insecta; Diptera; Culicidae. The record is from RefSeq and is a predicted model, not a curated record. Bases 1 to 1200 code for a protein of 399 amino acids. Gene Ontology annotation, biological process: G protein-coupled receptor signaling pathway; cell surface receptor signaling pathway. The transcript is spliced from 9 exons.